Molecule: messenger RNA, 2106 nt
Organism: Fragaria vesca subsp. vesca
Lineage: Eukaryota; Viridiplantae; Streptophyta; Magnoliopsida; Rosales; Rosaceae
Product: two-pore potassium channel 1-like
Exons: 3
Coding region: 210-1250 (346 amino acids)
Biological process (GO): potassium ion transmembrane transport; stabilization of membrane potential
Cellular component (GO): plant-type vacuole membrane
Molecular function (GO): potassium ion leak channel activity
Source: RefSeq, a predicted model, not a curated record
CCCACACGGAUCGCACACAGCCACGUUCCGCCUUUUCUUCUGCGAAAUCUUCAAUUUGGCAUCUGUCUUUCUCUUAUUCCUCACCAAGACACCGAUCACACUCGCACACAAAACAAAAACAAGAAUUAGCGAUGGAAGUUCGAUGACCAUUCUCUCCAGGAAACUAAACCUUCUUAUUCUGGUGUCAUAAUUUUGGGUGAAUAUUCGUUAUGGAUAGGAAUGGGAUGCGAGAACCCUUGCUUCCAGGGGUCAUAGAUCCUUCACCUCGAGCAAAGACAAAGAAUGGUCCAAAGAGUAGACGAUUUCGUCGUACUAGAAGUGCUCCUCUUGCUGAGUAUGCACCCCUAGAGGCAUACGGCAUUGACUCAGUUCAACGUCCUGAAUCUGUUAUUCACCCUAGUUUUGUUAAAGUAGCUAUUUUCUUGACUGUCUACUUAGGAUUGGGAACUAUAUGUUUCUACCUCGUCAGGAACCAGAUCGAGGGCGAGAAGACGAAUGCAAUUCUUGAUGCUGUUUAUUUCUGUAUUGUGACAAUGACUACUCUUGGAUAUGGAGAUUUAGUGCCCGACAGUAUCCCAGCGAAACUACUGGCCUGUGCUUUUGUCUUUACUGGGAUGGCUCUUGUCGGUUUGAUCUUGAGCCAAGCAGCAGACUAUUUAGUAGAGAAGCAAGAAAGAUUGCUUAUCAAAGGUUUCCAUGUGCAUCAGCAAUUUGGUGAAACUGAUGUCCUUAAAGAAGUUGAGACUAACAGUUUGAGGUACAAAUGCAUUACAGUCUUUAUCCUUCUUUUGGUACUUAUGACUUCCGGCACGAUCUUCCUAGCUACAGUUGAGAAAUUGGACCUAGUGGAUGCAUUUUACUGUGUUUGUUCCACCAUCACUACCCUGGGAUAUGGAGAUAAGAGCUUCUCAACUGAACCCGGGCGUGUUUUUGCAGUUUUCUGGAUAUUGACAAGUACUAUCUGUUUAGCUCAGUUUUUCCUCUACAUUGCCGAGCUAUACACCCAGCAUAGACAAAGGGCACUGGUUGACUUUGUUCUUACCCGUAGAAUGACUAACGUAGAUUUGGAGGCAGCUGAUCUUGAUGAUGAUGGGGUUGUUGGGGCUGCUGAGUUUGUCAUAUAUAAACUCAAAGAGAUGGGGAAGAUUAAUCAAGAAGAUAUUAGACUUGUAAUGGAGGAGUUUGAGGCUCUUGAUGUUGAUCAGUCUGGAUCCUUGUCAGUUUCAGAUCUAACACUUGCUCAAUCAUAAAGCUAAUUCUGGCCAGAUGCUAUGAUGUUUCACUUGUACCCUACUAGAAGGCAAUGCAGAAUCAUGUAAGUUUCUAAUAGCUUCCCACUACCCCCACCCCCCCACCCCCCGAUAUGUGCCUGACAGUUCAUUUUUUGUGGCUUUAAAAAGUUUCUCAGCGAUGUUGUCUACCUUGUUCAUAUUAUAUACAGAGCCACACCCAAAAACACUUCCACAUCUCUUCCCUACUCAAAAUAGACAUUUUGUAACCGUUGUACUGAUCAUGAUUCUUCUUUCGUUACUGCUCAUUGUUUGUACCAACUACUUAUUGUAAGUCUUGUACUUACUGUUCUUGUUAAUUAAACUUUCCUUCUUUUUUUUGCAUUUGGGACGAGGCCCGUAGGCUUUCAAAACUUGUAUGUUUAUAAUUUAGCUCUGCUGUCUAAACAGUUUUAGACGUAUGUCUCUGAUGGCAAGUUUCUUGAUUUCUCGGUCUCGGAUUUAUAUGGCUCGGUAUUUCCACUUGGUCUUCUGGACUGUCCAUUUAACUUAAGCCUCGUCCUAUGGUUAGCAGAGUAUCCAUACAGCAAGAAAAGUGAUAAUGGGUGGUGUGAGUGGCAAGUUGAUAAUGAUACUUUCAAUCUAAGUUUGGCAGGACCCUGUCAGUCUCCAUUGUUUCUUUCUACAUUAGGUUUGUAGUCUGAUAGUGAGUAAGUUCACUGAUUUCUCCUGUUUCUAGUUAAUUUUACAGUGCCUAGAUUCCAUUUCUGCCUUAAUGAGGUGUAAACGAUUGCUUCUAUUCUUGUGAUUGUUUGGAUUCCUCAGCAUAUAAGGAAUUGAAACUUUGAUAUGAUAAUAAGAGUAUCUUUUUCAUCAG